CUGACAGGGCGUAGUGUUACCUGGUGUUACCUACACUUUAUCGGAGGAAAAAAAUAAGAAAUGGGCGAAUGUUGCCCGUAAUAGUCGAUAUUCUGUGAAUUAAUAAAUUUCAAUGAUUGUGAAACAAGUAAUAAACCUUCGACAAAUACUUUUAGAACGAGUUAAAUGUUUAUUGUUGGUUUGAUGGUUAUAAUCGUUGUAACGACGAAUUUCUUUUCUUCGAAGGAUUAGCAAAAUUAAUGGGGAAUGAAAUAAGUGCCCUUAACGGGCUAGAAAUUGAUGAAAAAUCUGUGGAAGUAACAGAUUUUUGGGUGCAUUAUACAGCCUGUGUGAAUGGUUAUGGUGCACAAAAAGUGUCCCUUUUUAUCAGUGAACCAUCUUUGCAUUAUAGCGCAAAUUUUGGAAAUCCAUCUCCUUUAGAAAAAGCUGCAAAGAAUUUAAUGUUAUAUAGACAUCCUUGUAUACUCAAGUAUGUUUCUUCGUGGUCUAAAGGCAGUAAAUUUUUCCUUACCACCGAACACGUUAAACCUCUGAUUCAAUCAAUACAAACACAAAGUACUCUGCAAAUAUGUAUGGGCUUAUACAGCAUUUUACGUGCAUUAGUAUUUCUUCAUGAAAAAGCAUCUGCAUCCCAUAACAACAUUUGCGGAAGUUCUAUUUAUGUUACGUCGGAAGGAUGUUGGAAACUUGGUGGAUUAGAAUGUCUAUGUAAAUCUAAGGAAUUAACUUCUAUUUAUUUAAAAAAGAUUAGAAGCUACAGGUAUGAGAGAGCAAUAUCAGCUGACGAAGAUGCAACAGUUUCAUCUGCAAGUUACUCGACCAUCGAUGCAUAUGCAUUUGGAAUUUUGGCUGAGGACAUACUAAAAUUAAAAGAUUCAGAAGAUGUCCCAAGUCUCCUAGAAUUUAAACAAUUUUGCAAGGAAAAUUUGCAAAAUUCAGAUCCAUGCUUGAGAAGCGAAUUAUCAAGUGUGCUUCGGCAUCCAUUUUUUACCCAUGAUUUUAUGCGAAUACAUGCAUUUUUAGAGGAACUGCCCUUAAAGAACAGUCUAGAGAAAGAAAUAUUUUUUGGAACCUUAAUAAUGCAAUUACGAAAAUUUCCUGAAAGUAUUGUCGCGGAACAAUUAGGCCGAUUAUUACUUUCUAGGAUGGUUUUAUUAGAUGAAACAGCACAGGAAAAACUUCUGCCAUUUGUCUUAAAACCAAGAGAUGGGAAAGACAAAAUGGACAAUAAUCUGUUUGCAAUUUCAACAUUCAAAGUUUACUUAGUACCUAAACUGUUGCAAAUGUUUUGUAUAAGAGAUGUGUCAAUUCGUUUAGUCCUGUUAUCGCAUUUGAAUUCGUUUGUUCAUACAUUUCAAGUGGAUGAACUGAAAUCCCAAGUACUUCCAGAAUUACUUGUUGGAAUUAAAGAUACUAACGAUCAUCUUGUGUCCGCAACAUUAAAAGCAUUGGCCGAUAUAGUUCCGAUCCUAGGUGCGGCCACUGUGAUUGGUGGAAACAGAGGGAAAUUAUUUACAGAUGGUCGACCAAACAAAGUAAAAGAAACUGGACAAGAUAAUAACAGUACCUCAUCUUUUACAAAUAUUGUUGAAUUUACAGCCCCUAUGAGCGAUGACAAAAAAACAGUUCAAUUACCGGAAAGACCAUCACCAGACGGAGGUGAAGAUAGAAAGGAAAUCAUGUCUUCCAUUACUGAAGAAGAAUAUACAUGGUCUGAUUGGGAUACGCAAGAAACCACUACUGGAGACAUACAUCUUUGUGUUUCAAGAUCUCCUGACAUAAUUUGUCAAUCUAAUGAGAUUUCAACUGUGGAUUCAACAUUAACGAUUGAAACAGAUUCAGACAAAAUAUUAAAUAUAGACAAAGCCAAAAUAAUUGAAUCUAAAUUGCCAAAGAAAUCGAUUAUUUUAUCCGAUAUUUCAGAGCUUGAUAUCAAGAAUUCAAAACUGACCAAUUCUGCCAAGGAAGAGUACGAUUUCUUCACAGAUAUGGAACCUGUAAUAAAAAAAACACAAGUCUUGCAUGUACAACAACCGCAAAUACUACCAAAAAGUGUAUUUGACAUAAAAGUAUUAACCGAACUAGAAGCAACCGAAGAAAAUGAUGGUUGGGACGAUGAUUUAAGUGAUUGGGGAACAGAAGAUGCUCAAGAAUUGAAAAUUUAAGAAAAAUUUACUGUUUUUGAUCGUAUUUAUUAUACAAUGUGUAAAAAUGGAAUUAUUUAUCGUAGCUUUCACAGAUGAAUCUAUGCAUCUGAAUCCAUGCAAAGCUGUUAAAAAAAAUAAUUGUAAAAUUCAUCUUGACUGUGAAAUUGAACGUUGAAUUUUUUAUUUGCUUCUGUAUAAACUACUCUACAAAAAAAAAAAAUAAAAAGUUUACAGAAAUUGGUACAGUUUUUGCUAAUAAAUUAGGUUGUAUAAAAUUGCUUCUCACCAAAAAGCACUUCUGUUUUGCAUCCUUGAAUUCAAAGUCAAGCUGAAUUUUUUAACAAAUUUUAGUAAGAAAUAUUUUGUACAUCCUACCACAGCUGAAUCUCUUACGAAUUACGCUGAACGAGAGGCAGUAAAUCUGUUAGAGUAUGAUUUUGCACUGGAUAACAGAUGUAUAAAUGCUGCGUACUUUCAAGUGUAAAAUCAAACUCGCGGUUUUACUGUUUCUCGUUUAGCGUGACUAGUACCAGAGUCGGCCGUGGCGCUACACGUAUGAAAAAUAAGAUACUUAUUAACAUUUGGUUAACUGUAUCUAAUUAAACCAAAAGAAUACUAGUCCCUUAAUCGUAAUCAUUAUAUGUGUACAGUAAAGUUUUGUCAAUAAUUUUCAAGCGA
Molecule: messenger RNA, 2825 nt
Organism: Colletes gigas
Lineage: Eukaryota; Metazoa; Arthropoda; Insecta; Hymenoptera; Colletidae
Product: protein-associating with the carboxyl-terminal domain of ezrin
Exons: 5
Coding region: 240-2165 (641 amino acids)
Source: RefSeq, a predicted model, not a curated record